AUGAAGAAGAGUGUAGCAGUGUCAAAAGAUGAUUCUGUGGAGAGAUAUUCUCUUCUGUUGGAGCAGAGUUUUAGAGGAAAAGGUGGUGACUUGCGUUCCAAGAGUUUAAAACUUACACAUGAAGAGAGAAAUAGCAAUUCUUCAUUGUCUAGCCUUGAUGUUCUUGGGUCAUUUCUUACCGAACUUCCCCGAGAGCGAGAGACAGUAGUAGACUCUGGUAAGAACAAAGAAGGAAGAGAAGAAAAUGAGCAGAACGAGAAGAGAAGCCAAGAAACAGAGACUUUACUCUCACCAGGUUUAGGUCAAAGUUCUUUAGAGAUUUACAGCCAUGAAGAAGAUGAAGAUGUUGCUGGAAUCAAAUGA
Molecule: messenger RNA, 363 nt
Organism: Eruca vesicaria subsp. sativa (arugula)
Lineage: Eukaryota; Viridiplantae; Streptophyta; Magnoliopsida; Brassicales; Brassicaceae
Source: the annotation of a GenBank genome assembly